Messenger RNA from Schistosoma guineensis, 510 nucleotides. The record is from the annotation of a GenBank genome assembly. NCBI's taxonomy places the organism in Eukaryota, Metazoa, Platyhelminthes, Trematoda, Strigeidida, Schistosomatidae.
AUGGCGGAUGAGGCGUUUGUCAUAACAGAUCAGGAAAGACUUGAUCGCCUGAAUAAUGAAGCCAGAGAGAAAAGGAACAGAGAUAUACCCUUUACUCCAGACAUUUCUCAGCCAUUUUAUAACUUUGUUGAAAAAAUUUUUGGAACUGAGAAACCUUACGAGGCUGGACAUGGGUUCCCUUUAACUUACGCAUCUGGAGGAAACUUUCUCCACCGCCCUUUCCUAGAUUUCCCCGCCUUACAGAUGGGCACAUCAUGGUUCACGAUGCAGAAUGUUUUUAGUUCAAGAUUUUGCCAAAUCAUGGAGCGUGACUUCUUCCGCUGUGUUGCAAGAGUUGGCCUUCAAAAUACAGACAAGCAUUGCAAAAUAUACUGGGAAGAUUUGCUUGAAUGUCAGAACCAUGAUAAAGCUAAAAAAAGAGCUGUUAUGAUGAAAAAAGUUAGAGAGGUAAAGAAAAUGGAGCCAAUGGCCACUCUGCCGUACAGCGCAUUUAAAGACCCCGACUUCUGA